Molecule: messenger RNA, 888 nt
Organism: Cucurbita maxima (winter squash)
Lineage: Eukaryota; Viridiplantae; Streptophyta; Magnoliopsida; Cucurbitales; Cucurbitaceae
Product: maf-like protein DDB_G0281937
Exons: 9
Coding region: 77-718 (213 amino acids)
Molecular function (GO): nucleoside triphosphate diphosphatase activity
Source: RefSeq, a predicted model, not a curated record
UAGAAGGUAGUGGAGGGAUUACGCUAUUCGUCAGUUGCGAGUUUCAACUUUCAACUGAUUGGCGAAGCGGGGAGUCAUGGAAGCUAAUUCAUCUUCGUUUAAGAUAAUUUUGGGAUCAUCUUCAGUGGCGCGUAGGAAAAUAUUAUCUGAGAUGGGUUAUGAAUUCACAGUUAUGUCUGCAGAUAUUGAUGAGAAAGCCAUACGCAAAGAAAAGCCGGAAGAGUUGGUUGUGGCUCUUGCAGAGGCAAAGGCUGAGGCCAUCAUAUCCAACUUACAAAAGAAUCAUACACAUGAAGAGGAAGCAGAUCCCACAAUUUUGAUUGCUGCUGACACAGUGGUGAUCUAUGAAGGUGUCAUCAGAGAAAAACCAGCUGGUAAGGAGGAAGCACGACAAUUUAUGAAAGAUUAUUCAGGAGGGCAUGCAGCGACACUUGGAUCUGUAUUUGUUACAAAUCUUAAAACAGGAUUUAGGAAAGGAGAAUGGGAUCGUGUAGAGAUCUUCUUCCACGAAAUACCUGAUGAAGUCAUCGACAAGCUGGUCGAGGAGGGGAAUGUGCUCAAUGUUGCCGGAGGGCUGAUUAUCGAGCAUCCUUUCAUUUUACCCUAUGUGAAAAAAGUGAUACUUACGGGCUUUGGAUCUCUGCAGGUCGGGACGACAGAUAGUGUGAUGGGCCUUCCCAAGGCUCUGACUGAGAGACUCUUGAAGGAAGCCAUUUAGGUGCGCUAUGGACAAUAUCGCAUUUGACCCUUAACUUAUUUUGAAUAAAUUAUUCUCGCAUUCGUUGGACUUGGGUAACAAUCGGCUAUUAUUUGAAUUAGCAUUGUUAUUCUGGUUGUAGGGACGUUCAUUUCCACACAGAAAAGCUAAUUGGUCGUACAAGUAUUAUG